Messenger RNA from Eucalyptus grandis, 1205 nucleotides. Its product is annotated as 50S ribosomal protein L7/L12. Gene Ontology annotation, molecular function: structural constituent of ribosome. The record is from RefSeq and is a predicted model, not a curated record. Gene Ontology annotation, biological process: translation. Gene Ontology annotation, cellular component: ribosome. NCBI's taxonomy places the organism in Eukaryota, Viridiplantae, Streptophyta, Magnoliopsida, Myrtales, Myrtaceae.
GCAGGCGAAACGAGGACGACGACGACGACGACGACGAUGCAGCAGAUUCAUCACUCCCCAUUGCAGUCUCUCUCUUCAAUCUGAUGUCGUUUUUGCUCGCGUAGCAUUUCCAAGAAUGAGGUUCCUCCGAUCGAUCUCCCCGCACUUCGCCGUCGCCCGCCGCUCCCUCCGCCCCCUCAGCCGCGGGUUCUCCGCGGCCGCCGCGCCGCCGGCGGAGCAGUCGCCGCGGCCCCCUCCCUCCGGCCGCGUCUCCGCCCUCGUCGACGAGAUAGCCGCCCUCACGCUCCUCGAGGUCUCCGACCUCACCGAGGAGAUGCGCAAGAGGAUGGGCGUCGAGGAGAUGCCGGCCAUGGCGGUCAUGAUGCCCGGGAUGGGGUUCGCGGUGCGGGGCCCCGGGAGGGCGGGGGCCGGGGCCGGGGCGGCCGCGGCGGACGAGAAGAAGGCGGAGAAGACGGCGUUCGACCUGAAGCUGGAGGGCUUCGACGCCGCCGCGAAGAUCAAGGUGAUCAAGGAGGUGCGGGCGUGCACGGACCUGGGGCUGAAGGAGGCCAAGGACCUGGUGGAGAAGGCCCCGACGCUGUUGAAGAAGGGCGUGGCGAAGGAGGAGGCGGAGAAGAUCGUGGAGAAGAUGAAGGCAAUUGGUGCCAAAGUCAGUAUGGAGUGAGAUUUACUGAAGCAAGUGAAAAUGCAAUAGCAGCGGAACCGUGGGAGAUAUUUGGUGCAAGCGAUUCUAAACGAUACCAUUGGUGGCAACGUUAUUGCCAAGCUUGGAGAUUGCUGUUAUUUCCUCAUAACAUGGAGCUUUCCUUGUUCAAACAGCUUAAUUUUUUUAUGAGACUUGGAAAAAGUAGACGUUCAGCCUCUGUUGAGCUUUUUCAUACCCAUCAACCUCAAGUUUGUUUUGUGCUUAUAGAUCUGUACCCUGCUGUAGGACAAAGCAGACCAGGGAUCUAGCUUACUGACCUUGUUAUCACAUACCUGGUGGCUUCUUUCCACUGUUUGUGAGGUAACAUUGCCGCAUUCCUCAAAACAGUGGUUGCGAGGUCGAUGUAAGGAGCAUUGGAUGGAUUUUUCACUACUGGUGCCAGUUCAUAUGCCAUUUUCAGGAGGUUUUGUGAUCGCAACAAAUUGUUGUUCGUAUUUAGCAUAGUGUUCCCAUUCGAACAAGAAGUUACUGAGAGAAAUAAGUAAUUUUUUUUUUUUUA